GUUUCAGCAUCCCAUGUUUCUUUAUUAUCCCAAACGUCUUGAAAGAAGUUUAUCAAAGAAUCACGGUAUUGAAACAUUGUUUGUACUAAACGUCCAUUGUAGUUCCACCGCGUCUGAGCAAAUUUUGGAAACCUUUUGUGAACGUGAAUGUCCAAAGCGCGAAUUCUUUUCGAUGACUUUAAAAAGAAGGAAGCCAAACCAGCCAAAAUAAAAGAAAGACAGCGUUAUCAAAGACGUAAAAAAGAAGAAAAAAUAAAAUCCAUAGCUGCAGUGUCCGGUAGAACUGCCAGAGCCAUAAGACGCCGCUGGAAAGAUGCUUCUGCAAAAUAUAGAGACACGUUAAAAGAAAGUAAAAGACUAUUUACAUUAAUGGAAAACAAUACUCCCCCUUCAAGCCCAGAAGCUGCCGAUCAACCGACAGGAGGCAGUCAAAACAAUUAUUUUUAUUCACCGGAAGACACGAACACUGCUACGCCAUCUUCAUCGAGAAAAAAGUGUGGAAGAAAAGAAUAG
Molecule: messenger RNA, 513 nt
Organism: Psylliodes chrysocephalus
Lineage: Eukaryota; Metazoa; Arthropoda; Insecta; Coleoptera; Chrysomelidae
Source: the annotation of a GenBank genome assembly